Molecule: messenger RNA, 744 nt
Organism: Aspergillus terreus NIH2624
Lineage: Eukaryota; Fungi; Ascomycota; Eurotiomycetes; Eurotiales; Aspergillaceae
Exons: 2
Coding region: 1-744 (247 amino acids)
Source: RefSeq, a predicted model, not a curated record
AUGAAACGAAGCCCCAGCCCUCAUGAACAUCCGCUACCAUGCAUUCCACGAUUAUCCAGCCUGGAUGCUCCGGUAUCUCCCCCAAGAACGAGGAGCCCUUCGCAGAAGAAGCGGUUAAGCCAGGUGGAUGCAAAAUGGGGAUCUACUGCAGAAGACACCAAUCUCGCUGCCCUUGAAGCCGGUCAAACAGAAGUGACAGACCAUCUGGGUGUCGUCUCAUCGCAACUUCAAAAAUGUGUGCGUCCGUCGCUUCCCAAUGCACCCAAGAUACAGAUUCCCGACUGGGUAGCUCUAUACAAGCGCAACCAGCGUCCGGAAGGGAGACAUUUCGUCAUCCAUCAACAUGAUCACCCCAUCGCGGGGCCGCACUAUGAUCUCCGAUUACAGUUCUCCGAUUCGAGCUCAGUCAGUUGGUCCGUUAUGUACGGAAUGCCGGGUGACCCAAACAGUCGGCGUUUGAAUCGAAAUGCGACAGAGACGAGGGUGCACUGUCUCUGGAACCAUCUGAUUGAAACUGCAUCGGUGCGAACAGGUAGUCUCAUUAUCUGGGAUACUGGGGAGUACGAGAUCCUCCCUUACGAGAGUCAAGAUGUCCCUCCAGAGACGGACGACUCCCGCUCAGAUAUCUCAUCGGAUGUCUCUGCCGCCCUGGACGACAGGACCGACAGCGAGAAACUCCGGCACGCAUUCCACAACGUAUAUCCUCCCACUCCGCUGCACAGCCCGUGUAGACUCUCAAACUAA